Molecule: messenger RNA, 1143 nt
Organism: Brassica oleracea var. oleracea
Lineage: Eukaryota; Viridiplantae; Streptophyta; Magnoliopsida; Brassicales; Brassicaceae
Product: peptidyl-prolyl cis-trans isomerase FKBP10-like
Exons: 10
Coding region: 176-964 (262 amino acids)
Molecular function (GO): peptidyl-prolyl cis-trans isomerase activity
Source: RefSeq, a predicted model, not a curated record
UAAUAAACAUGGUGUAAUCAUCUCCUCUUCUGUUUCCAUCUCCUUGGUGGUCAUAUUCUCCUUUUGUCUUGUCUCCUACUUCGAUUUGCUCAGAACGGUUAAUCUGGAUUGUGCGUCUAGUAUUCAUUUCAAUUCUGCUAGAUCGAGGCAAUCUAGCCAAAUAUUAGAACAGAAGAUGGAAACCAUUCCGAGAGUGAUAUUCAGCCAACCCAUUGGUUACAAGAUUGAAGAGUUGCGCAAGGGUAAUCCUGAAGGGAAGAAAGCGUUUUCUGGAGCACGGGUUAGUAUCCUCUACACUGGGAGUCUUCAGGAGACAGGGACUAUCUUUGCUGACUUCACAGGAACACCUGUCGAGCUGAUUCUCGGUUCUGGAGAAAUUCUUCAUGCAGUCGAAGUUGGUGUUGCUGGAAUUGUUGGUGUUGCAGACAUGCUUGUUGGUGACAGAAGAAAGAUCACUGUUCCUCCACGUAUGGGGUAUGACAAGCGCGGUUACGGUGAACUGGUUCCUCCAAAUGCUUGUCUGAUUUUUGAAGUGGAACUGGUCGAUGCUUGGGAUGAAAUCCCCUUGUGGGAACCCAUUGAUACAGCGCCAAGACCCAAGAAUGGGUUCACCUUUGAAGUGUUGGUUAACGGUUUACCGGACAGCAAGAUUGCUGUUUCAGGACGACAGGUUCGUAUUCGCUACACUGGAAGUCUUCUGAAGACUGGGGACGUUUUUGAUAACAAAUUCAGCAUAAAGCCAAGAAAGUACCUUGUUCUCGUACAAUGUGUAUGGGAUUCAGUUUUGGCAUUCAUGGGAUGCAUGUUGGUGAGAAAAGGACGAUCACGGUUCCUCCCAUAUACGGGUAUGGCCACUUGGGUAAGGCUACAGUCAUUCCUCCUCAUGCUUGGCUUGUUUAUAAAGUGGAACUUGUUGAUGCUGAAUCGGUUGGUGAUGUUAACUUUUAGAUUGCGUCCGGACUAAACUCUUUCUCCUUUGUUGAAUCAACGAUGUGGCCAGUGUGGACAAACUUCUUUGCCAUUUCGCUCUUUUAGUUUUUCACAAAUGAUGUGUUGCUUUGCAUAAUACAUUUUUCUCUAGUACAAUAAGACAAUCUUUUCUCUAACAAAAAAAAUAACAAAAGACAUGGCAGUUUCUUAAAA